Aegilops tauschii subsp. strangulata is the source of this 1413-nucleotide messenger RNA. The record is from RefSeq and is a predicted model, not a curated record. NCBI's taxonomy places the organism in Eukaryota, Viridiplantae, Streptophyta, Magnoliopsida, Poales, Poaceae.
AUGGAUGACUCCCUACCGUCACCUGUCCCCGUCGAGGUCGCGUGCGCUCAAUGCCCUCCGGCAGAUCUCGUCGCCGGCCAUGUUGGCCCCAUCGUGGCCCAAGGCACCAAUGCGCCUGCCCGCAAGCGGCAGGGCAACGUGGUCAUGCAGGGUGGGAAUCCGGCUGCCCCCACUGGGAAGGCCCGCGCUCCGGGCGCCAACGCCGCUGCGCGAUCCUGGCCGGCGGCGGAGAAGGUCGGCAAGGUCUCGGGCGUAAAGCGGAAGAGGAUUCCGGCUACAAAGAAGUCGGCUCCAUCAUUCACUCCCUCUGCCCCGGCAAGAGGUUCCCCGGCGAUGCCGCUCAACGGCGCUGCUUUCACCGCAAGCGAGGUGUUUGACGAAAUGGCGGGAAUCGGUGGUUCGAACAAUGCCACUACCGAGUUCGUGAACUUAUUGGACACCAACGCCGUUGACAUCGAUCAAGCCCCGUUUGCUGCAUUCGAUUACAAUGAAAUGGAGGGCGGCGUGGAUGAUCACAGUGAUGAAGAAGAAUUGGAGGAGAUAGAUGAGGGGGAGUAUGAGCAAGCGCAAGCAAGAAAAAGCCAGAGAUUAAAGAACUACACGAUCUUGGAAGAUCAAAUCUUGAUCAAGGCUUGGAGUGCGGUGUCUCUUGAUGCUUGCACGGCUUGCUUGGAACAAGACAAAAUUGCCCAGCAAAGAUACAAAGACAUGGAAGCUUUAGAAGGCAAAUUCUUCAAACUAGAGCAUUGUUGGGACUUGCUCAAAGAGUGCGAGAAGUGGAAGUUGAUUGACAAAGAAUCCCCACCGAAGAGAGGUUCACUUACAAAUAUGGAUGAAGAUGAGGAUGAUGAUGGCCCAAGAAACUUGAACAAGCCCGAUGGUGACAAGAAGACUAAGGAGAAGAUGAAGAGAGAGCAUGAAGCAUCGAGCUUGCGGGACAAGAUUGAUGCCAUGGUGCAAUCAAAUGAGUUGAUGUUAGCGAAGACGUCGGAGAUAAAGAAAGAGUUGGCCGAGACGAAGGCACGGGAGAAGCAAGAAAAAUGGCAAUUGCUCAAGGACGAGGGGCUGCGCAAAGCGGCCAUUGAGGAGAGAAGAUCACGUGCCGCUGAAAACAAAGCCAUGUCCAAGUUGCUUGCCGAAGAGAACAAGAUCAUGACAUUGAACCACAAUGACAUGGACGACCUCACCAGAGAAUGGCAUGAUAUGGCAAGAAGAGAUAUCUUGAAGAGGAGAAUGUUUGCGUCGGCCAGUGCGUGUUACAGUGCCGGAGAUGUUUUCUCAACGGGGUUUGGAACCAAUAUCGCCGAUGCGUUCAAUGCACCAGCCGAUGAUUUUGGUGCCGGAGUUGGUACAAGUGCCGGAGGUGGACUCCGUGGUUGCGAUGACCUCGAUGAACUCGGUGGCGCGGAGUGA